Molecule: messenger RNA, 1692 nt
Organism: Nannospalax galili (Upper Galilee mountains blind mole rat)
Lineage: Eukaryota; Metazoa; Chordata; Mammalia; Rodentia; Spalacidae
Gene: Krt24
Product: keratin 24
Exons: 8
Coding region: 1-1518 (505 amino acids)
Molecular function (GO): structural molecule activity
Source: RefSeq, a predicted model, not a curated record
AUGUCUUGCUCAGCUUGGAGUGGAUCUUGUUCCUCCCGCGUCUCCUCCUCUGUGACUGGGGGCAACAGCUUCAGCAGUAGAAGCAGAUGUGGUGUGGGGGGCGGCUCUGCCCAGGGCUUCCAAGGAGGAGCCAGCAGCAGCUGUGGCCUGAGUGGGGGAUCUAAGGGUGGCUUUGGAAGUGGCGGUGAAUGGGGCUUCCGUAGCUGCUCAGUGAGGGGUGGGUUCGGAGCAGCCUCGGGCUUUGGGUCUGGCUUCGAUGGGGGCUCUGGCUUCGGUGGGGGCUCUGGAUUCAGCAGUGGUACCAGUGGAGGCUUCUACAGCGCCGGCGGUGGUAUAGGAGGUGGCCUUGGUGGUGGUGGUAGUGAUGGGGGGCUUUUCUCUGGAAGUGAAAAGCAAACCAUGCAGAAUCUCAAUGACCGUCUAGCCAAUUACUUGAAUAAGGUCCGAGCCCUAGAAGAGGCUAACACUGACCUGGAGAUCAAAAUCAAGGAGUGGUAUGCAAAACACGGGCGGGGAUUCCGAGAUGGUGGAUCUGGAAGAGACUACAGUAAAUACCACUCAAUCAUUGAAGACCUGAAGAACCAGAUCAUUACUGCCACUGUUGAAAAUGCUAGGAUGACUUUGCAGAUUGACAACGCCAGACUGGCUGCCGAGGACUUCAGACUGAAGUAUGAGAAUGAGCUGUGCCUCUGGCAGAGCGUGGAAGCCGACAUCAACGGCCAGAGGAAAGUGCUGGAUGGUCUGACCAUGACUCGUUCAGACCUGGAGAUGCAGAUCGAGGGUCUCACGGAGGAGCUGGUCUACCUGAGGAAGAACCAUGAGGAGGAAAUGAAGUGUAUGCAAGGAACCUCUAGAGGGGACGUGACUGUAGAAAUGAAUGCCGCCCCGGGGAUCGACCUGACCAAAUUACUGAAUGACAUGAGGGCACAGUACGAGGAGCUGGCAGCACAGAACCGCCAGGAGGCCGAGGAGCAGUUCCACAAGCAGAGUGCAUCCCUGCAAGCCCAAAUCUCCAUGGAUGCAGGGGCAGCCAGUUCCGCCAAAAGUGAAGUGACAGAACUGAGACGCACAGUGCAAGCUCUGGAAAUCGAACUUCAGUCCCAGUUGGCCAUGAAAAGCUCCCUGGAAGGGACCCUGGCUGACACAGAAGCUGGCUACAUGGCUCGGCUGUCAGAAAUUCAGGUGCAGAUCAGCUGCCUGGAGGAGCAGAUAUGCCAGAUUCGGGGUGAGACAGAAUGCCAGAAUGCAGAAUACUCGCGUCUCCUGGACAUCAAGACGCGUCUGGAGAUGGAGAUUGAGACCUAUCGCCGUCUGCUCGAUGGAGAGGGCGGGAGACAUGAUUAUAGAAGCUCAGGAUCCAGGGAUGUGGCAUCAUGUGACUCAAGAUCUGGAAGCUGUUCUGGUCAAGGAAGAGAUCCCAACAAGACAAGAGUGACGAAGACCAUCAUAGAGGAGGUGGUGGAUGGCAAGGUUGUCUCCUCUCAAAUCAGCAACAUUUCAGAAGUGAAAAUUCAAUAAGCAAUUUCCAGGUCAACAAGGAUGUCUUUCAAAGAAAGCAAUCAAGGAGGUACAGGUGAAGAAACUGCACCCAUUUGAUCAUCAUUCCAGAGAAUUCCGGGAGAAAGCUUCCACCCCAAAGUAGCUGACCAGCCAAUUUUUCUGCAUCUUCUUAUAUUCUUAUUAGAAUGUUCU